Molecule: messenger RNA, 1272 nt
Organism: Gymnodraco acuticeps
Lineage: Eukaryota; Metazoa; Chordata; Actinopteri; Perciformes; Bathydraconidae
Product: rho-related GTP-binding protein RhoA-B
Exons: 5
Coding region: 118-699 (193 amino acids)
Biological process (GO): small GTPase-mediated signal transduction; stress fiber assembly; cell migration
Cellular component (GO): cleavage furrow; dendritic spine
Molecular function (GO): GTP binding; GTPase activity
Source: RefSeq, a predicted model, not a curated record
CCCUCACUUCCCUCCUGUUAAUCCUCCAGCAGCAGCGCAGUCAGCAGCAGCAGCGACGGAGGCCAACAAAGCACUACUUGGAGAUAAUUUGGAUAUAUUUUAAAGCAAUCAUUAGCUAUGGCAGCAAUCAGGAAAAAGCUGGUCAUAGUGGGAGAUGGAGCCUGUGGGAAGACCUGUCUGCUCAUUGUGUUCAGCAAGGACCAGUUUCCAGAGGUCUAUGUGCCCACAGUGUUUGAGAACUACGUUGCUGACAUUGAAGUUGAUAGCAAGCAGGUGGAGUUAGCUCUUUGGGAUACAGCAGGUCAGGAAGACUACGACAGACUGCGCCCCCUCUCCUAUCCCGACACUGAUGUCAUUCUCAUGUGCUUCUCCAUCGACAGUCCCGACAGUCUUGAGAACAUCCCUGAGAAGUGGACUCCUGAGGUGAAACACUUCUGCCCUAAUGUGCCCAUUAUUCUGGUGGGAAAUAAAAAGGACCUGCGUAACGAUGAGCACACCCGGAGAGAGCUUGCCAAAAUGAAGCAGGAACCUGUGAAACCGGAGGAUGGACGGGACAUGGCUAACAGGAUCAGUGCCUUUGGAUACAUGGAGUGCUCUGCAAAAACAAAGGAUGGUGUGAGGGAAGUGUUCGAAAUGGCCACCAGGGCUGCACUACAGGCCAGGCGGGGAAAGAAGAGCAAUAAAUGUGUCCUACUGUAAACAGGGGGGGGGCACGAGGACUGCCUCCCCCAGGGGGAAAGAAGGAGCAUUAGGUCAAACCUACCCCCAAACACACCCACACAAAAGACUGUUCUCCCCAGUUUUUCCUAAAGGUGUAAUGCUUUUACUUUCUUUGUCUUAAGCAAAAGUAGUCAGGUUCUGUCAGUAUUCAUUUUUGAGGUUAUGGAAACUACUUUUUUGUACUUUAACAUGAGUAAAUUUGCCAUAAUGAAACCUCCUUUAUCAACAUGUACUAUGUAAUCAAAGAGGUCAGCCAGGGGCCCUGCUGUGUCAUACCUGCCAACUACAGAAGUGCUUAAGCCCUGUCUGCUGAUCUGAGGAAUGUUUCCACAGCCAAUAGGGUGAAGUACCUGUACACUGUGACCCUUAAUCCUUUUAAUUAUUUCAACAAACAGAUGCGCACAUUGAAGUCAAAAUGUGUUUGUGUGCUUCAUAUACAAAUCCUAAUGUGCAUUAUGAUCACUUGCACAAUAUGAGACUGGAAACUCAUGUUGUUAAACGCAAAUGGAAACGUAGUGUUUUGUGUAAUAAAUUACUUUGUAAGAAUCUUGA